GUUCUCAACAAAUCUUGAACCUCACAUACAGAAAGUGAUAUUUGUUUUAAACUCAAAUACUACCGUCUCCAGGUCUACUUUCUGCUUCUACAACUACUCCACAAACACCAUGUUUCCUUCAAAGACUUUUCUGAGCUAUCUCGCCCUCGCUACUAUUGUCUAUGCCGCCCCAGUUCCAAACGAACGAGCCAUCAGCGUUGGAAUUAUAGGAAACGAAGCCAUCGUAGAAGGCUUUAACGAAGAUCUCAUGUACAAGAAGAGUAGACGCUCGAGUAUCUACGCGGGUAUCAUUGGAAAUGAAGCGAUCGUAGAAGGCUUCAAUGAAGAUCUCAUGAGCAAGAAGGGACAGCAUGUGGGUAUAAUUGGGAAUGAAGCAAUUGUUGAGGGAUUCAAUGAAGAUUUGAUUCGAAAAGAUUGA
Molecule: messenger RNA, 418 nt
Organism: Botrytis cinerea B05.10
Lineage: Eukaryota; Fungi; Ascomycota; Leotiomycetes; Helotiales; Sclerotiniaceae
Exons: 2
Coding region: 110-418 (102 amino acids)
Source: RefSeq, a predicted model, not a curated record